AUGAGAACGCCCGAGGCCUGCUUCUUCUUCCUCUUCAGCGCCGUCCAGCUAUUCGACACCAGUGUCGGAAUCUUCAACUGCUUCCGUUCUCGACCGAAUUUGAGCGGGAUGAAUGAACCGGAGGAGUUCUUUCUGUUGAGCGCACCCGUAAGACUAAGCCUCCGAAACCAGCAGACAAUUUACGCCAACGACCGCCCAGUCGUGCUUGUAGGAGCGAGCGAAGGCUACUGGACUAUCAAAGGCCUACGCGAAGGAUACGGCUGUGUGGUAACCCGCUGCCCUAGCCAAGAGACACCCCGGCCUCAUCCCAACCAAGGCGCACCCUCAGACGCAAAUCUCAGGAUACCCUCAUACAUCAAUCAGCCCACCCACUCAUCUUGGAGCUUGCGGCCCUUCUCACAUUUCCACGAAGGAUCCUCUUCUUCUUCUUCCCAUUAUUCCACACAGGCAACACCUUCACAUUCCAAUCAAGGGUCGCCCCAACAUCCUGAAGGGACACCCUCAGAUCUCAACGAGGAGACACCCCCACACACCAACCAAGGCUCCCCUCAAUACUCUAACCCAGGCUCACCUCCAAACCAAGGCUCACCCCCACAAUCCCACCAAGUUUUACCCUCAACCUCCAGCCAAGCCUCACCCCCACACUCAAGCCAAGUUUCAUCUUCACACUCCAGCGAUGAGGCAUCUCAUGAGGACACCCCACUUGUUUUCAUGCAAGGCCUUGAGAAGGAUGUUGAACAUAUCCUCCAAGCUAAAACUACCACAAAAUUAGAACUCAAUUUGUAUAUUCUAACUGGGUCUGGAUAA
This is a messenger RNA of Puccinia graminis f. sp. tritici CRL 75-36-700-3, 807 nucleotides long. RefSeq lists its product as uncharacterized. The transcript has a single exon. The record is from RefSeq and is a predicted model, not a curated record. The coding region runs from base 1 to 807 and encodes 268 amino acids. NCBI's taxonomy places the organism in Eukaryota, Fungi, Basidiomycota, Pucciniomycetes, Pucciniales, Pucciniaceae.